Messenger RNA from Hippocampus zosterae (dwarf seahorse), 1148 nucleotides. It is a transcript of the gene foxa1, whose product is annotated as forkhead box A1. Bases 29 to 1093 code for a protein of 354 amino acids. Gene Ontology annotation, molecular function: RNA polymerase II cis-regulatory region sequence-specific DNA binding; DNA-binding transcription factor activity, RNA polymerase II-specific. The record is from RefSeq and is a predicted model, not a curated record. Gene Ontology annotation, biological process: anatomical structure morphogenesis; cell differentiation; regulation of transcription by RNA polymerase II. NCBI's taxonomy places the organism in Eukaryota, Metazoa, Chordata, Actinopteri, Syngnathiformes, Syngnathidae. The transcript has a single exon.
ACUUCCUGUCGUGCAGGUGUACUCCCCGAUGUCGGCGGGCCUGGGGGCCACGGGCUCCGUGUCCGGCUACAUGUCGGCCGGCGGCGGGGCGGCCUCCUUCAACGUGGCGUACGGCGGAGCCGGCGUCAGCCCCGCCCCCGUGUCCGGGAUGGGCGUGUCCUGUCUGGGCAACGGCAUGAGCGGGGGGGCCGCGAGCCCGUGCGGCGGCGGCGGCGUAGGGCAGGCGCCGGGACCGCAUCACCCCCACCACCACCACCACCACCACCAGCACCACCACGCAUACGGCGGGGUCAGUCCCGGGGCCCAGUACGGCGGCGGGGUGGGCGGGGCCCUGAGCCUGAACCCCAACCGCGGCCGCGACAGCAAGCCGGCGCGGCGCAGCUACCCGCACGCCAAGCCGCCGUACUCGUACAUCUCGCUGAUCACGAUGGCCAUCCAGCAGGCGCCGGGCAAGAUGCUGACCCUGAGCGAGAUCUACCAGUGGAUCAUGGAGCUGUUCCCCUUCUACCGCAACAACCAGCAGCGCUGGCAGAACUCCAUCCGCCACUCGCUGUCCUUCAACGACUGCUUCGUCAAAGUGUCCCGCUCGCCCGACAAACCGGGCAAAGGCUCCUACUGGACGCUGCACCCGGACUCGGGCAACAUGUUUGAGAACGGCUGCUACCUGCGCCGCCAGAAGCGCUUCAAGUCCGACAGGAAGGGCCCGGCGGACGGGCCGAAGGAGCGCAACGGGGGCGGGGGCUCGCCCUGCGGCCACGCCCUCAAAGCUCCGCCGCUCGCCGCCGCCGCGUCGUCCCCGCCGCCCUCGUCCGGCCGCCGCUCGCCGCCCGGCCCCAAAGCGGCCGGCCCGCAGCUGCUCUCGUCCCUGUGCCUGCCCCCGCACGGCGUGGAGCUGAAGGCCGACGCCCACUACGCCUUCAACCACCCCUUUUCCAUCAACAACCUCAUGUCGUCGCCCGAGCAGCACAAACUGGACCUGAGGGCCUACGACGCCCUCCAGUACUCGUCCUACGGCGCCGGGAGGGCCGGCGAUCCGCUGGAGGCGCCCUACUACCAGGGGGCCUGCGCCAGAGCGCUGCUCAACACCUCCUAGGGUGGCGGCGGGGGCGGGGGCUGGGGCUGGGGGGGGGCUGCAAACUUUGGGGCUU